AUGUUGAAAAUUCAAUCCAUCAUCACAUACAUUGCUUUAUGGAUCACUGUGCUUGUGUCCAUGUCACAAGCCGACAAGUCCAUCACGGUAAAGAACAACUGUGGUAGUGUCAUUACAGUGGGUGUCCUCACUAAUGGUGUUAGUUCUGGACUGCCUGAACAAAGCUUUGACCUCACUCCUUCUGCCACCAACAGCUUCAGUAAGUCUGAUUCCUGGGGAGGCCGUGUAUGGGCUCGCUAUCACUGCUCUGGAUCGGCAGGCAAAGAUUCAAGCAAUUGUGGAGUACCUGGUGCAACAAAUCCUGCUUCUUUGGCAGAAUUCUUCUUUAAGGGUGCUGGUGGUAAAGAUUUUUACGAUAUUAGUCUUGUCGAUGGGUACAACAUGCCCAUGUCGAUUGCGCCAAGUGGGGGAGCAUCUCCUAGUGGGUAUUCUUGCGGUUCACCACAGUGCUCCAUCUCGGAUUGUCCCAAAGAGUACGCUGUUACUGAUGCCACGGGAAAUGUCAUUUCGUGCAUGAGUGCUUGUUCAAAAACAGGCUCCUCUCAAGAUUGUUGUACGGGUGCUAAUAAUAACCCAGAUGCUUGCAAAGCCAGUGGCAAUUCGGCUGCUAUCAAACAGAAAUGCCCAGAUGCCUAUAGCUUUGCUUACGAUGAUCAACAAUCUACUUUUGAAUGUGAGGCAGAAAGCUUUACUGUUACUUUUUGCUAG
This is a messenger RNA of Mucor velutinosus, 708 nucleotides long. RefSeq lists its product as uncharacterized. The transcript has a single exon. The record is from RefSeq and is a predicted model, not a curated record. Lineage: Eukaryota; Fungi; Mucoromycota; Mucoromycetes; Mucorales; Mucoraceae. Bases 1 to 708 code for a protein of 235 amino acids.